UGUUUAAAAAUCGCAAUAAUCGAGUGUUACGUGAAAGUCGCUAAUUUAAAUAUUUAUAUAAGUUGUAGAUUGAUGAAUACCAAACGUGGAGGACGUGUACUGCUGGAUUCCCAGACGCAUUCAUCUGUCUACAUCAUAUCUUUAUUUAUAUCCGAACAUCAGAAUUCCCACAAAAACGAUCAACCUCAACAUCAAAGACAUGGAAAUAUAAUAUGAUUCACAAGCAGUGCACGGGCAAUGAGUGAGUUCAACCGAUCCGGUUUUCCCCGCGGCUUGUUUUCUUGCCGCGCCGCUCGACCAACGCGCCCUCCACACCACAGCGUCGCGCCGGCGUCGCCUUGGCUUGUUUCGCGUCUGCAGUCGCGAAUCGUCGCCGAAGAAAAUGCGGUGUGUCCUCUGCAGGUACUCCCGCGAAAAUUCCGUCGUUAUUUGAGCCGACGACGUCUUCAUCCACCGAUGCGAUGGCAAAGCAAGAGUGAGCCAAGUCAACGACGUCGAGGAGGCUGCAUUGCAGUAGAAACAACAAUAACAAGAAGCACAAUCCACAUUGCAAUAUGGGUUUAACUCAGAUGGACCAGAGUUAUCACAAUUACAACAAGAAACACCACACUGAAUCAAUCUCAGUAUUUAGUUUAGCUGAUAAUAAGAAGGUGGAGGACACUGCCCAGGAUGUUGAAGAAAAUGGAGAGCUGACAUUGUUUCAAAAUCAAGUUGCUGGCCAUUUGAACAGUGACAAACAUUUUGGUAUCAUCAAGUUCAAGGAGGCUCUGCUCAAGCCAAUUCCGAAUCCGGUGUACUUUAAUCGUGAGGCAAGUUUCUACGAACAUCUGCAAUCCAUUGGUGUGGACGAAUGUGAACCGGACGUCUUAAUCAAAAAACUGGUGCCUAAAUUUUUCGGUCGCAGCGUUGUUCAAAUCAACGGCAGUUGCGUGCAAUGCCUUGUCAUGGAGGAUCUUACACGCGGCAUGCGUGAACCAUGCAUCAUGGAUGUUAAGAUUGGGAGGCGGACUUGGGAUCCGGAAGCCACACUCGAAAAAAUAAACGGCGAAGAUGCAAAAUAUUUGGAGUCCAAGCGUGAAUAUGGUUUCUGUAUUCCUGGAUUUCAGGUCUAUGAUGUGAAAACCGGUGCUAUGCAGAAGUUUGGCCGAGUUUACGGCAAGCAACUUAAUAAGGACACCAUAGUUGAAUCCAUGCGUUUUUUUCUAAACGGUGUUGGUAAACCAAUGCGUCGAAUUCUGGUCGUCCAGCUGCUGGUAGAUCUGUGGCAUAUUCAGCGCUGGGCACGCAAACAGCGUCGUCAUCGCCUUUAUUCUUCGUCGAUUUUGCUCAUCUAUGACGCGCGACGUUUGCGUCAGUUUUUCGACGCGAGCUCCAAACCGCCGACAGGAACAACCCCGCCUGAAACAGAGUCUGCCUGCGGUUUGCGCCGUACGAACAGUCUUUAUCGUCCGCUUAGUCUCGCAAUACUCGAUGAUAAAUGUACGAAAACCGGAUUCAGCGGACAAUUAACUAAGGAAGGUCCGAUUUUUCCAUGUCGUGCUACAAAAUUUAAUUCAUCGUUGCCCGCUCAGGCUGUGGAGGCGGGUAGACGACGACCGGCUGCUAGCUUGAAACGCAUGCACUCGUUUCAUAAUAAUUACGAUGAGGAAUUGCGUUCAAUUCGUACUGAUUACGCGAAUAUUCUAGAGGAUCUUGUCGACGACUGCCAUAGUGAAGUGUGGGCCGCGGCGCGUAUGAUCGAUUUUUCGCACACCUUUCCGGCUGACAGCAUCACCCGCCCGGAUGUUAACUAUCUGGACGGUAUCGAAAGCCUGGUGAAAAUGAUGGAGGAUUUCUUAGCGGAGAGCGAAGAAUAAAAGUCCAGUAUUUUUGUACCUAGGUAAAUAUCACUUAUUACUUAAGCAAUAUGAUCAGGAUCAUGACAGAGGGAACAAGGGCAAAUGCAAAAGAGGAUGUAAAAUUAUACCUUAAUUUAAAACGAAAAUAUUCAUAGAUUUAUUUACACACAAUGAAUUAAAGCAAUACUCAACGCGAACAA
Dalotia coriaria is the source of this 2038-nucleotide messenger RNA. RefSeq names its product Inositol phosphate kinase 2 (gene Ipk2). Gene Ontology annotation, molecular function: inositol-1,4,5-trisphosphate 3-kinase activity; inositol tetrakisphosphate kinase activity. Lineage: Eukaryota; Metazoa; Arthropoda; Insecta; Coleoptera; Staphylinidae. Gene Ontology annotation, cellular component: nucleus; cytoplasm. The transcript has 5 exons. Bases 555 to 1856 code for a protein of 433 amino acids. The record is from RefSeq and is a predicted model, not a curated record. Gene Ontology annotation, biological process: inositol phosphate biosynthetic process.